AUGCUAUCUUUACGGGAGAAUUUCGAUAUCGAGUUUCUUUCCAUAAACCAGCUUAGCUAUGUUUUCAACAAAUUUUGCGAAUCCACCAAUUCGAGCCAGUACACCAGUUUCUGUAUUCAUAUAGCUAGCAAGUGCUUGCAUCUUAUGAAUAGAUAUGGAGCACUCCACCCUUCUCACGAGAAACUUAUUGACUAUUUGAAGAAGCACGGCCAACAGAAUAUAUACGAUCGUCAGUGGUGUUCUACAAUUCAGCAGAGAAGCUGUGAGUUUCAGGAAACAUUGAAUACGAAAUUUGACACGAUCUUAGCUUCAUCCAAUGCUUCAUCAAGUCCACUGGACAACCAGCAACUAUUUUCCGAAGUCAGACAAGGAGUUGUAAUUGCCAUUAUCGAGACAAACUACCAGAAUGCGCUUAGCUUUCUAAACAAGUAUUCUACCGUAGUUCAAUUUUAUACCCAGCCUAGAAGUCUUGCUCAAUUGAAAGAGAAUCGGUUCAUAGAGUAUUUGUUCUUCCAGUAUAUUGUUAGCAUAUUCGACCUUAUAUGGUUUCCGUUGGACAGCUUGCAACAGCAGCAGUUUACAUUCACACGUCGUGACGAUAGUACUUCAGGAGGCUUCAAAAAUCUAGAUUCCAUUGCAAAAAAAGUAAACAACUACUACACGAAGUGUGAGAUGCUACUAAGCUCCAGCGUGCCAGAAGAAGAAGAAAUUGAACAUAUUAGUGACGAAUUGUUCUACUUCUGGCUUGUAAAAUUCUAUGGUUUGACAGUUUUGUUUAAACAGUUUAAAUUCUUGGAGUUUCAUGAGGAGUUUGAUGUACUCUUUGUGAAAUACCAGACGAUUAAUGCUCAGAUAGAAGCCAGCCCUUUAUUGUUGUUGAGCGAUAAUCUUCCUAUCCUCAGAUCCAACAUCCUUUCUAUGUACGGCAUCGUAAUGAUCUUUCUUAAACCCUUCAACUCGCUUUCGUUGAUGGAUGUAGGGAAUGACGACGCCCUUCUAGACUUGUUUAGUGCCGAAGAAGACAAGUUUGAGUAUUUGCUUUACCACGAGGUCAUGGUGCCGUUGUCAGAGUCCAAUAACAGAAAAGCAAAGAUGAACUUUUUAGAAAACUCUAGAUUUCUGGACAUGUUUGUAGCUUGUUUGGACUAUCUAGCGCCCGCAGUACCCAAGUCAUCUACCUCAGCAUCGAUUAAUUUCAUUAGAUACUUGAACUUGAUCAUAGACUUCAAGAAUUUCUUGCUUAUCCUCUCAGUCGUGAAGCAGGCGCCACGUCUCAAAAUGAUAGAACUUUUGGGUUACGACAUUAGAACGAUGUCUGACUCCUCGUUGUCUGCUACGACCCACAAUAUACUCUCUCUUAUGGGCGCUCUUGGACUCGGAAAGAUCGGUGUGGGCUAUAGAAGUCACCAAGAUGUAUUUUUCAACGAGGGUCACGAUAGUAAACUAGCAGUACGCGAACUUCAAAGUAGAAUGGACGAGCUCACCAACGAUCUUCAAGCCGAGAGUAUUGCGAUCACCAUGACAGGUGCGUUGCUCGAGAAAUUCUUCAGCUAA
Messenger RNA from Scheffersomyces stipitis CBS 6054, 1554 nucleotides. RefSeq lists its product as uncharacterized. The transcript has a single exon. The record is from RefSeq and is a predicted model, not a curated record. The coding region runs from base 1 to 1554 and encodes 517 amino acids. Lineage: Eukaryota; Fungi; Ascomycota; Pichiomycetes; Serinales; Debaryomycetaceae.